Messenger RNA from Brassica oleracea var. oleracea, 1317 nucleotides. RefSeq lists its product as uncharacterized. Gene Ontology annotation, cellular component: chloroplast stroma. Bases 179 to 1192 code for a protein of 337 amino acids. Gene Ontology annotation, biological process: regulation of DNA-templated transcription; chloroplast organization. Lineage: Eukaryota; Viridiplantae; Streptophyta; Magnoliopsida; Brassicales; Brassicaceae. The transcript has 6 exons. The record is from RefSeq and is a predicted model, not a curated record.
UCCCCAAAACCUGACAGUGUUGAGUGUUCUUCUAUUAAGGGUUUUACAGAGUUUUUAGGUUUGGGAAGACGAAGAAGAAGAAGAAGAAGAAGAAGAAGAAGAAGAAGAAGAAAGCACAAUCAAUUACAGUUUUCUCAAUUCGAGCUUCAGAUUGUUGCCCGUCUCAACUCCAGAGGGAAUGAUUCUCCCAUACGCGACACGUGUCACUUGCCCUGUUAACGGAUUCAUCAUCCCUUCCCCACUAUUUUCCGGCGUCUCUGCUUCUGCCCUUUGCAAAAGAAACGGUUUUGAGGUUUCUUCUUCGAGAUAUGAGUGUUCUGCCUCGGUGAACAUGGUUAAUGCUAUGAGGUCUAGAAGAAACGUGAAAGCUUUUGGGCUGGUUGAUAAACUUGGGAAGAAGUCAUGGAGAAACAAAGACAGUGAAGACGAUGAUGAGGUGAAGAAAGAUACCUCUGACAAAAGAUCAGCAAGCCUCGAUGAUCCUGAGGAGAGACGGGAGUGGAGGAAGAAGAUAAGAGAGGUGAUUGAUAGCCACCCUGAUGUCGAAGAGGAAGAGAUUGACAUGGUGGAGAAGAGGAGGAAGAUGCAGAAGCUUCUUGCGGAUUACCCUCUUGUUGUCAACGAGGAGGAUCCUGAUUGGCCUGAGGAUGCUGAUGGUUGGGGGUUUAGCUUCAACCAGUUCUUCAAUAAGAUCACUAUUAAGAACGACAAGAAGGAUGAUGAUGAAGACGAUGGUGAUGAUGAUAAGGAGAAGGAGAUUGUUUGGCAAGAUGAUAACUACAUACGACCGAUUAAAGAUCUCACAACUGUUGAAUGGGAGGAGGCAGUGUUCAAAGAUAUCAGUCCUCUCAUGGUUCUUGUUCACAACCGUUACAAAAGGCCAAAGGAAAACGAAAAAUUCAGGGAAGAGCUAGAUAAGGCGAUUCAGGUCAUAUGGAACUGUGGACUUCCUUCACCAAGAUGUGUUGCUGUUGAUGCUGUGGUUGAGACAGAUCUGGUCUCUGCUCUGCAAGUAUCUGUGUUCCCAGAGAUCAUCUUCACUAAAGCUGGAAAGAUAUUAUACCGUGAGAAAGGCAUUAGAACAGCAGAUGAGCUCUCAAAGAUCAUGGCUUUCUUCUAUUACGGAGCUGCAAAGCCACCUUGUUUAAAUGGUGUCGACUAUUCCCAAGAACAGAUUCCUUCAGUUGAUUAGUAAGUGUUGAUUUAGAGCAUAGGCUUUGUGAUUAUGUAAACUAGUUUCUUCUCUAAAAAAUCUGAAGAAAAUGUAUGAACUUAUGAAGAAGAAGUAAUCAAUCUUUUGAAUUUGAAAUAUCUUUU